Spea bombifrons (plains spadefoot toad) is the source of this 1510-nucleotide messenger RNA. It is a transcript of the gene STX12, whose product is annotated as syntaxin 12. Gene Ontology annotation, molecular function: SNARE binding; SNAP receptor activity. NCBI's taxonomy places the organism in Eukaryota, Metazoa, Chordata, Amphibia, Anura, Pelobatidae. The record is from RefSeq and is a predicted model, not a curated record. The transcript is spliced from 9 exons. The coding region runs from base 49 to 855 and encodes 268 amino acids. Gene Ontology annotation, biological process: vesicle fusion; vesicle-mediated transport; intracellular protein transport. Gene Ontology annotation, cellular component: SNARE complex; postsynaptic recycling endosome; synaptic vesicle membrane.
UGACCGGGAGGGGAAGACGUGUUUUAGUCUAGCAGUAGAGAAAGCAUCAUGUCCGGCUACAGGCAACAGCCCAUGGCCAGGGGCCGGGACUUUAACAGCAUCAUCCAGACAUGCAGCGGCAACGUCCAGAGGAUCACACACAACACUGCACAGAUACAGACCUUGCUAAAUCAACUUGGAACAAGCAAAGAUUCCACUAAACUCGAGCAGAAUCUGCAGCAGAUUCAGCAUUCCACUAAUGUUUUGGCCAAGGAGACCAAUACAUAUUUGAAGGACCUUGCUUCUGUUCCCACCCCGCUGUCUCCUGUUGAGCAGCGGCAACAGAAGCUCCAAAAGGAGCGUCUUAUGAAUGAUUUCUCGGCUUCCCUCAACCACUUUCAAGGCGUACAACGACUGGUGUCUCAGAAAGAGAAGGAGAGUGUUGCCCGGGCAAGAGCUGGCUCCCGUUUAUCAAACGAUGAGAGGCAGAAGGAAGAACAGCUUGUUUCCUUCGACAAUAAUGAUGACUGGAACCAGAUGCAGAGCCAGGGAGAGGACUUUGCAAUUACAGAAGAGGACCUUGAGCUUAUAAAGGAGAGGGAGAGCGCCAUACAGAAGCUAGAGGCAGAUAUUCUUGAUGUGAAUCAGAUUUUCAAGGAUCUAGCAAUAAUGAUUCAUGACCAAGGAGAAAUUAUAGAUAGUAUAGAAGCCAAUGUUGAAACUGCCGAUGCUCAUGUGGAGAGAGGAACGGAACAAUUACAAAGAGCAUCCUACUACCAGAAAAAGUCACGGAAGAAGAUGUGCAUCCUGAUCCUCGCUCUUGCCUCUGGAGCUGGAAUUUUGGCUCUGAUCUUGUGGCUGUCUUUGAAAUCCUGAGAGCAUUCCAUAUAAAUCUCCAGCUUGUGACAAGCAGCAAGAGAACCCCAUCUCCUUGACACAUCUCCAAUUAUCCCCUUAGUAUCCACGUCGAAAACAUUUUCUAGAACCUGCAAAAAGCAAAGUCUGAUUCCCAUGCUAGGCACCAAGGUUUAAUGAUCAGACUUGAAUAGCCAGAGCAAAUUGGUUGUCUAUGCAGUUGACAUAUUUAAUGGCUCCUUGUUUUAGAAUUGUCACAUUCAUAGACUAUUAUGAUUCCUAUUAUAUGAGAUCAAAUUGACUCACUCCACUGUAUCCUGAAGACCAUGCACUCGUCAAACGUCACACUUAUUUACCAAGGAGCUGUUAACCCCCAAAUGGAUUCAGUGUCUUUACCACCACCACCUGUAUAUAAAGCAUUUUUAGGUUAAGGUUAGGUUAAGAUAUUAUACCUGGAGAAAAAGUAAAAAAAAAAAAAAAUACAAAAAAAAAUACAAAAAACAAAAAAAACCCAUAAAACAUAAUUUUCUACUUGGAGAAGACUGGCACGGUUUUAUGUAGGAGCUGCACUGGGAGUAUGAUUAUUAUGCCUGUAUAAACCACUGAUGGACCUGAAUUUCAAGGCAAUACAGUUUGACCUGGAUUGUUAACUAUUAAAUAAAAUGUUGUACUGGAA